This is a messenger RNA of Dendrobium catenatum, 2267 nucleotides long. Its product is annotated as probable serine/threonine-protein kinase drkD. The coding region runs from base 280 to 2046 and encodes 588 amino acids. Lineage: Eukaryota; Viridiplantae; Streptophyta; Magnoliopsida; Asparagales; Orchidaceae. Gene Ontology annotation, biological process: protein phosphorylation. The transcript is spliced from 4 exons. The record is from RefSeq and is a predicted model, not a curated record. Gene Ontology annotation, molecular function: protein kinase activity; ATP binding.
GUUCUUAAUUCUUAUAGAACGGCGGGGAGCAUAGAAGGAGAAGGAGAGAGAGAGAGAGAGAGAGAGAUUCUAUCACCAUCUUCUGCUUCCUCGGCAGGAAGAGGGAACAAUUUUUCUUGAGUGGCUUGCUUUACUAUAGAUGGAGCCAGGAGUUGAAAGUCUUCUCCUUGAUUGUUCUAUUCAUAAGAGUAGGCGGAUUUCAGGAUUUGAACCCUGCUUCUUGGCUUGGGUUUGUUCAAUUGAUGCGAUUGUUGCUGGAGUUUGAUUGAUUUUUUCUGGAUGGUUUCUGUUUAUUGGACUGGGGAAAUGGAGGAAGAAUGUAAAUCUUGGGUAAGAAGAACUAAUUUCUCCAACACUGUGUUUCACCGUUUGGGUUCUUCUUGGUUGCCAUCUAUUCCAUUCUCCUCCGAAUUUGAUCUUCGGGUAGGACCGACGACAAAGAAGCCAUAUUCAGAUUCCUCAAAGCUUUUGGCUUCAACCUCGUUGCCCGUUGAACGCAGGGUGGAAAAGAAUCAUAAGGAACAUACUUUGCGCUCUCAUAGUAGCUUGCCAUCUACAUCAUUCUCUUUUCAAUCUGAUGUUGGUAGCAGCAAAACUGCUAAGAGGUCUUGCGUGGGCUCUCCAUCUAUGGUGGUUCAUCCUGAGUAUUUUCUUAGGUCGCAUACAAUGAAUUUAGGUUUCAGAAUGGCUUUUGGUCCUUCUGUUGGAGUUCAAUUGGAUCGAAACUAUAGUAGAUCUGGUAGUUUGGUUGAUGGGAGUGAAGUUGGCUCGAAGUCCAAACAAAGAUCUGUUUCCCCUCUCCCAAGCACAGCCCUCUCUGAUUCCUUCAGGGAAGCCAGGGCUGAGAAGAAGAGGUUUUCAACCCCACCCCCUAGCAGGAAAGAAUCAGAUAAGGGAGCUUUUGACAGAGUGUUCUCAAGAGGAGCUCAUGAGAAUGACAUGUUUUCUCCCCUAUCUCCAUCUCAGGCAAGUCCUGUUCAGCACUUCUUUGGGAUGAGAAACUCAGAUAAGAUCAAGGGUAGAAAGGACACAAAUUGGACGAAAUAUUUUGACCAUGGAACAGGGAAGGUUGUUGCUGUGGAUCCUGUAGAGGAAUGGGCUGUUGAUCUUUCUCAGCUGUAUCUUGGUUUCAGAUUUGCCUGUGGAGCUCAUAGUAGAUUGUACCAUGGCAUCUAUAAAGACAAACCUGUUGCUGUCAAAAUCAUUCGGUUGCCUGGUGAUGAUGAGGAUGGAACUAUGGCUUCUCGACUGGAGAAGCAAUUUAGUAGGGAGGUUGAUUUUCUAGCUCAUUUGUAUCACCGCAAUGUGAUAAAGUUAGCAGCAGCCGGUAGAAAUCCUCCUGUCUUUUGCAUAAUUACUGAAUAUCUUUCCGGUGGAUCCUUGAGGGCAUUUCUUCACAAAUUAGAACAUGAAUCCCUUCCUCUUCAGAAACUUAUCUCCAUUGCACUUGACAUCGCUCGUGGAAUGGAGUACAUUCAUUCUCAAGGGGUUAUUCACCGUGAUCUGAAACCAGAAAAUAUUCUCUUUGAUCAAGACUUGUGUGUUAAGAUUGCUGAUUUUGGAAUUGCUUGUGAAGAGGCAUAUUGUGAUCCAUUAGCUGAGGAUCCUGGAACCUAUCGGUGGAUGGCACCUGAAAUGAUUAAACAUAAGCAUUAUGGAAGGAAAGUUGAUGUCUACAGCUUUGGGUUAGUUCUGUGGGAGAUGGUUACUGGCAGAAUUCCAUAUGAGGAUAUGACCCCGGUACAAGCAGCUUUUGCAGUGGUUGAUAAGAAUAUGAGGCCUGCCUUUCCACCGGAAUGCCCGGCAGCCUUAAGAGCCAUGAUAGAGCAAUGCUGGGCAUCAAUACCAGAGAAGAGGCCUGAAUUUUGGCAGAUUGUGAAGAUCUUGGAACAGUUUGAAUCUACUCUUUCUCAAGGAGGCACACUCAAUGUGGUCCAGAACUUUACUACCCAUGACCACAAGAAAUGGAUGCUUCAUUGGAUUCAGAAGCUCAAACCCCAUCCCCAUGCUCAUGGUUCAGGCCUUUUUGCUCCCAAACUCUUGUAAUCUUCAAUAUAUAUAUAUAUAUAUAUAUAUUGACUUGUUUGUUGAAUUUGUUCUCCUUUUUUGCUUCAUUUUAUUUCUUAUCCAGACAAGCCACAAAUUCAGAUGAAAAAAAUUGUGAGCUUGCACAUACUUGCUGUUUACAGGUGGAAGCUUGGAAAUACAUAAUUUUUAUGUUAUACUUAUGAGUUAUGUACAUUGAUGGCUGAUACAUUCAUUAGAAA